AUGUCGCAUUUCCCUAGCAAGCUCUCCUCGAAGACCGAAGUGGCGACCGUAGAGUGCUGCAAACAUGUCGAAGGGGUACUCGAUCGAUCCGGCGCGCUGCGGAAGAAUCAGUAUCGAGCCAAGCUGCCUUUUGGCGGUGUAUCUCAGGCUUUUAGCCACGAGGUCCAUUGUCCGAUCUGCGCCCAGAUCUACGCAUAUUGGCAACUUCGAAGAUUGCGAUGGAGACCGUAUCCAAAGUCACUGACCGAGGGGGAUCGAGAAGAAGGAAAUUCUCGAGAGUAUGCUGACUACUACGAUGAAGUUUACCACCCGGUCCGGUUUGAAAAUGCAGACGGAAGCACUAGAAACUACAAUAAUUGUUUCUUUGAGUUGAGGCCUCGCGAAUUCGGAGAGGCACACCACGUGCUCAUCGCCUGUCUUCUUGUUCGAAACCAGGACCGCGAAGAUCCUGACAUUGAUCAAGACAUUCAGAUCAACGUUAUCUGUAGUUCAGAGGAUGAUGGAGUACGGGAUCUGUUUGACUGGUACGGUAUUCCAAAGAAGCCUAAGGAAAACCAAGAUACUGCAGGCUUGGACCGCUCAUCUCACAUCAUCGCUACUGCUUUCCGGGCAGCGGAUUAUACCUCGCACACUUACCGCAAGUACAAAGCAAUUUCACCGCAUGAGCGAGUAUACGAAAGUCAACAUCAGCUCUUCAACAUGUUGUCGGACCGGCUGGAUACGUACAGGGGCUCGGACGACGAUGGACCACGCCGCUCUGACUUGCACAAAUCAUACUUCGGGACUUCAUAUGCUGCAAAGUUCUGGCUGAACCGGUAUUUAAUGCUCACCAACCAGGGAAAGUUGCCCAAGCCGGCAGACAUCGAACGGAUGGCUAUCAUCCACGUUCGAAGGUGGGCUAAAAGCCCCGUCGGUCGUGUGAUGAAUGACAUCGUGUUGAAGCACGUUAUCGAGUCCAUAGUAAGUGCCAACCAGCGGGCUGCACAAGCUGGAGAGGCGUGUUUCUCUCACAUUGUGCUUUAUGGGGAUUUCUGGCGUGUAGACUUUGACAAGCUUCGGAAGGACGUCGAACUUGUGCCAGGAGGUCCAAAGCUGAAACUCAUACUACUCUCAAGUCCGUGGCCCCGUGAACGCCGUGAUGGGUCACGAUUAGUUGUACGAGAAGAUGAGCCGGAUCCGUAUUGUCGUGAACUUUGGAAUAAGUUCAGGGACCAGGAUUACGACAAUAUUCCCACUCAAGUGAAAGUCUUCGCCAUCUGGCGUGCCUUCCGCAACCGGUAUCAACACAAGGCAUGUAUGAUCGGGCAUCGGUCUGGUUUCAUUGAAGGUGCUGCAUUCAUCGGCCUUCCUGUGUUUUAUCUCAACAACGAGCGAGAUAAGCUCAGAGGCGAUCCUGGGCCGGGAGACCUCUUGUGGAAACUAAUGGAUGGCGCUCCGGGGACGCUCGGCAGAUUACGAGAGCUUGGAGACGCAAUGCAUACCUUCAUUGCCAUUGAAACGCUCAAGGACGAUAUCGACGGAGCGAAUGAGGUAGAGCGAUAUCAAAACCAAAGGCGAAGGGAAAAGUCGCCCUUGAGCCAGACUCCCAAGAAGGAUCUCAUAGUGGACGAUCGGUAUAAAUACGAGCUUAUGGCCGCCCUGUUCAUGUUCAUGUGCUGCGACUUUUCCCCAAGAGAUGAUGACGACGAAGAGGUUCGGAAGGACGACCCAGCAUGGCUGGUCAGAGUCCACAUGAUGCACGACAAGGCACCAACCCUGCAUGAGUUGCGAAGGGCAGGAGAAGCAAAAGCAGCAGAAUUCUUUCUCCAUGCCGAAAAUUUCGUUGAGAGCAUGCUCCAGAAACCAGAGUUCGAUGCACGUACGCAAGGAUGCGGCACCCUUUCACAAGAGGUGAUUGACCGUCUGGAGCAGGCGCGAGAGAUUUUGACGGAUUUUCAGGAUGACAGAGAGAAUGAUGAGCUCGCAGAGAAUUUCCUGGGUCUCUGGCGAUCGUACAACCGCGGUCAUCCGUUGUCAGGCCAAGAGUGGCUGCGUCGAAGAUAUCGGUAUGCUAUUAAUAAGCCUGGCACCGAGCUGGAGUGUCUCACGUCUCUGCAGCCUGGGUGGGUCCAGGCACACGAAAGAGCCGCCUAG
Fulvia fulva is the source of this 2133-nucleotide messenger RNA. RefSeq lists its product as uncharacterized. Lineage: Eukaryota; Fungi; Ascomycota; Dothideomycetes; Mycosphaerellales; Mycosphaerellaceae. The coding region runs from base 1 to 2133 and encodes 710 amino acids. The transcript has a single exon. The record is from RefSeq and is a predicted model, not a curated record.